UGAGCAUGCGCACCCAUCACAGGGUGUGCUGCAUACCUGACCGCCCACAUCACCAACCAUAAUGUUGGCCCUUUGAUUGGCUGAAGCCUUUCACCUGUGCUGUUGUUUUACUGCCCCGUCUCACCAUCCAGGUCCAAAGAUCGCUGCACUGUUUGUUCAAGCCCUGAGCUGUUAGGCAGGCGCAGGGGGAUCCCAGCUCUUCCUGCUUGAACCUGAAACCUCUACUGUAGACGCCUCUCUCAGCACCACGCCGCUUCACCCGUCGUCCAUCCUGCGUGUCUUUCAUCCUGCUGGAGGCCCCAGUCGGACCCUGUUCUCUGCCUGGACGUCCCAACGGAGCCCCGGACCAGGGCCUGGAUUUAGUCCAUCUACGGCGGAAGCAAAGGGAGGAUUUAAAUUUGUCGUUUUUCCCUCUUUUUUUUUGAGGUGUUGUGUUCCUGGGUCCAUGUGUGAGCUGGAAUAUCACUUUUUUGUUUGAGGUGUGAAACAUGGAGAAUCUGAGCUAAAGAUGGGAUCGGUAGCGUCGUUCUUUGGCCGGUUGUUUGGGAAAGAGGAGAAGAAAGAGGAGGAGAGAAACUUCCGAGCUAAUGACAGACCUUAUAACCUCUCGUACCACUAUGCUAACAAUGCCAUCAAGACGUCCAAGUACAACCUUUUCACCUUCCUGCCACUCAACCUGUUUGAGCAGUUCAGGAGGCUCGCCAACGCCUACUUCCUCUUCCUCAUGAUGCUCCAGGUCAUCCCACAAAUCUCCUCCCUCUCCUGGUUCACCACGGCCGUGCCUCUCAUUCUGGUGCUGACUAUGACAGCAGUCAAAGACGCCAGCGACGACAUAAACAGACACAGAAGCGACAAGCAGGUGAAUAACCGCAUGGUGAGCGUCCUCAUCGAUGGAGAGCUGAGGAGUGAAAAAUGGCUGAACGUUCAGGUUGGGGACAUCGUCAAACUGGAGAAUAAUCAGUUUGUCACAGCGGAUCUUCUGUUGCUGUCCAGCAGCGAGCCGCUAAACCUGAUCUACGUAGAAACCGCUGAGCUAGACGGUGAAACCAACCUGAAGGUGAAACAGGCUCUGUCUGUAACAGGAGAGCUGGGAGACAGCAUCGAGGCUCUGGCUGGCUUCAAAGGUGAGGUGAAGUGUGAGCCUCCUAACAACCGUCUGGAUAAGUUCAAAGGGACGCUGACUCUGGACGGACAGAGUUACUCUCUGGACAACGACAAGGUGCUGCUCAGAGGAUGCACCCUGAGGAACACCGAGUGGUGCUUCGGCCUGGUCAUCUUCGGGGGUCCUGACACUAAACUGAUGCAGAACAGUGGGAAGACGAUAUUCAAACGGACGAGCAUCGAUCACCUGAUGAACGUCUUAGUGUUGUGUAUCUUUGGUUUCCUGGCGUCCAUGUGCACCAUCAUGGCCAUCGGUAACGCCAUCUGGGAGGUGAGGGAGGGCUCCGUGUUCGUAGCCUUCCUCCCUCGGGAGCCAGGGGUCGGAGCUGCUCUCUCCUCCUUCCUCUCCUUCUUCUCCUACGUCAUCGUCCUCAACACCGUGGUGCCCAUUUCUCUCUACGUCAGUGUGGAGAUCAUCCGUCUGGGGAACAGCUUCUACAUCGACUGGGACCGGAAGAUGUAUUACCCCAAGAACGACACUCCGGCCCAGGCCCGGACCACCACGCUGAACGAGGAGCUGGGUCAGAUCAAAUACAUCUUCAGUGACAAGACGGGAACUCUAACGCAGAACAUCAUGACUUUUAACAGGUGCUCCAUCAACGGGAAGGCUUACGGGGAGCUGUUUGACUUUCGUGGUCAGAGGGUUGAAAUAACAGAGAAAACAGAGAAAGUGGACUUCAGGUGGAACAAGCUGGCUGAUCCCAAGUUCGUCUUCCACGAUCACAGUCUGGUGGAGACGGUGAAAGAAGGAAACCAGGAAGCUCAGUCCUUCUUCAGGUUACUGGCUCUGUGUCACACCGUCAUGCCCGAGGAGAAGAAAGAGGGAGAGCUCUACUAUCAGGCUCAGUCUCCUGAUGAAGGAGCUCUGGUGACCGCAGCAAGAAACUUUGGGUUUGUUUUCCGCUCUCGAACACCGGAGACCAUAACGACGGUGGAGAUGGGCAGAACAGUCACGUACCAACUUCUGGCUGUUCUUGACUUCAACAAUGUUCGCAAGAGAAUGUCAGUCAUAGUGCGUAGCCCUGAAGGCAAGUUGACCCUCUACUGCAAAGGAGCCGACACCAUCAUCUAUGAACGGCUGCACCCGUCCUGUAAUGAACUGAUGAAAGUCACCACCAAUCACCUCAACGAGUAUGCAGGCGACGGCCUCCGCACGCUCGUUCUGGCCUACAAGGACCUGGACGAUCGCUACAUGGAGGAGUGGAGACAGCGCCACCAUGAGGCAAGCAUCGCCAUGGACGACAGGGAGGAAAGACUGGAUGAACUUUAUGAAGAGAUAGAGAAAGAUCUGAUGCUGUUGGGAGCGACAGCCGUGGAGGACAAGCUGCAGGACGGAGUCCCUCAGACCAUCGAGCAGCUGUCUAAAGCUGACAUCAAGAUCUGGGUGCUGACUGGAGAUAAACAGGAAACGGCAGAGAACAUCGGCUACUCCUGCAACAUGCUGAGAGAGGAGAUGAAGGAUGUUUUCAUUGUGGCAGCAAACACAGCUGAAGGAGUCAGAGAGGAGCUACAGAAAGCACGAAGGAAAAUGUGUCCGGCUGCAGCGGAGGAGCCAUCUGUCAGCAAAGCUCGCGCUGGCCUGUUCUGGCUGGAGAAGACACAGACUGUGCAGGAUGAGGAGGUGGACGGAGACUACGGCCUAGUUAUAAACGGACACAGUCUGGCCUUUGCACUGGAGAAGAACAUGCAGUUGGAGCUGCUGAGGACAGCGUGUAUGUGUCAGACCGUGAUCUGCUGCAGGGUCACCCCUCUGCAGAAGGCCCAGGUGGUUCAGCUGGUCAAGAAAUACAAGCAGGCCGUCACUCUGGCCAUCGGGGACGGAGCCAACGAUGUCAGCAUGAUCAAAGCGGCUCAUAUCGGUGUGGGUAUCAGUGGUCAGGAGGGGAUGCAGGCGGUUCUGUCCAGCGACUACUCCUUCGCCCAGUUCCGGUACCUCCAGCGCCUCCUGCUGGUGCACGGCCGCUGGUCCUACCUACGCAUGUGCAAAUUCCUACGAUAUUUCUUUUACAAGAACUUCACCUUCACCUUUGUGCAUUUCUGGUACGCCUUCUUCUGCGGCUUCUCUGCACAGACUGUGUAUGAUGAGUGGUUCAUCACUUUAUACAACCUGGUUUACACAGCUCUGCCUGUCCUCGGAUUGAGCCUCUUCGACCAGGAUGUGAAUGACCGCUGGAGCUUCCAGUACCCUCAGCUCUACUCUCCCGGUCAGCUCAACAUGUACUUCAGUAAGAAAGCCUUUGUGCGCUGCAUGUUGCACAGCUGCUACAGCUCGCUGAUCCUCUUCUUCAUCCCGUGGGCCGCCAUGCACGACACGGUCCGAGACGACGGCAAAGACAUCGCCGACUACCAGUCCUUCGCUCUACUGGCUCAGACCUGUCUGCUGGUGGUGAUGAACAUACAGCUGUGUCUGGACACCCACUACUGGACCGCUGUGAACCAGUUCUUCAUAUGGGGAAGCCUGGCGGCUUACUUCGCCAUCACAAUGACCAUGUACAGCAACGGCAUGUUCUUCAUCUUCACCUCCUCUUUUCCCUUCAUCGGCACAGCUAGAAACUCUCUGAACCAGCCUAACGUCUGGCUCACCAUAUUCCUCACCGCGCUGCUCUGUCUUCUUCCUGUGGUGGCUUACCGCUUCGUCCUCAUCCAGCUUCGGCCCACCAUCAACGACAAGGUGAGACAUAAGGUGAGGAAGGAGGCGCUGCCUGCUCCUGCUCCUCGCAUUCCUCAUCCCAGGCGCAUCAGCACCCGGCGGUCCGGCUACGCCUUCUCUCACGCCAAGGGCUACGGAGAUCUGGUGACGUCUCGCAGGUUCCUGCUGAAACUACCGCUGAAGAGUCGACAGGUCCUGUUUUCACAAACAGACUCUCCUCUGGCUCAGAACCAGCCACAACACUACCGCACCAUCGCAGAGGAGCCGGAGAACUCACAGAGACAGGAAGUAUAGCACGGAGCAGCAUAGAACCGUUCUGUUUGGGAGCACAGGGUAAUAAUCACUGUCUGGAUCGUCUCCAGGACAGAGCUUUAUACUUAAAACUGAGUCUGACUUUAACUUAAGCUGUUUUUCUAACAGAUGAAUGUUGAUAUCACUGUGAAAAUGUGGAACUCGGGAGCACAUAAAACCUUAAAGACCACACUGGUGCUUCUGCACGUUUUAGUUUACCGUAUUUCCUCAAAUAGUAUCCGGGGCUUCUAUUAAUAAAAAAUCAGUUUGGGACCCAGCUAAUAAAAGGGGCAGGCUAUUAUUUGAAGGAGGCUUUUAUUAAGAAAAGAGCAGCAAUCAGAGCAGCUCUGACCGGCACUUUUUUAGAGUGUUUUACACAGCGCAUUGUAGCCAGUUACCCGGAUGUCGGCCAUAUUGGAAGUACUGGGAUGUAAACAAACAAUGAACAGCACGCUGAAUGUUCAUUUUAAGCAGGAUUUAAAAUGUCUAAACUACUAAAAAGCCCAGAAGAACGUGUGUAAACGGCUCGACUUUACAGAGAAUGACUAGGACAGCGGGAGACUUUGACAUAACACCGGUAAGACACUUAUGAAAGAGGCCGGUCAUUAAUAGGGGCCCGGCUAUAAAUUGAGGAAAUACGGUAAUAAGUACAAUUGUCAUAUUAGUCAGGCGGUUUAGUUAAAUAAAGGGGACACACCGGACAAAAGCACCACAUUGCUCUCUAUCACCAUAAGUUUAAAUUUUUAGUGGGAGCCACUUCAUCAAGAUUUCGGAUCGGAGAUGGCAGCCAUAUAAAGUCUAUGAGAACCAAUAUAUCUUCCGAGCCACUUCCAAGGUCAAUCUUGGUGUCAAAAUCUACAUUUUCUGGGUCAUGGAAUCCAUUAAAGCUAUUGAGAAUAUCACUAGAUGAUUAUUUUGAUCAAAUAGAUAUGUUUAUUUUGGCCAUGUAUUUAGGUAAUUUCCAACUCAGUUCCUAAGCGGUCAGACAUAUAUUAUUAUAGGUCGUAUACAGUGCAUGUAUUCUGUAAAAAAUUGAUAACAUGAAUACAUUUAAUUAAACUCUAUUAGCUUCACUUUUAUUACCACAGACACUUGCAGCUUUAUGCUGCGUUCGAUUGCACUCGGAACUCGGAAAGAUCCGAGUUGGAAAUUCCGACUUCCGAGGUAAAUGCGUAUCAUUGUUAUAGACUAAUGUAGUUUAAAUAUGGGAGAAACUAUAAUAUAUUUUACACUUUUACUGUGCUUUUUCGUCCAUAUUAUGCUCACACAAACUCUAUAAUUAACAGAGUGGGAGUGCAAAUACCACAAAGUAAUCACACAUGCAUGCGGGUGUGUGGCGCCAUUUUGCUUUGACGUCUUCCACGUAAUUCCGACCUACUCUAGCCAGAAUCCCGAGUUCAAGGGCCGUUCUAUUGCACUUUUCCGACUCAGAGAUCGGAUCUUUCCGAGUUCUGAGUGCAACGGAACGCAGCAUUACAACCACACCCAACCAGUUCCCUGCAGGCUAAUGAAGCGAUUGGUAGAAUGUUCCACACAGGAAAUCAGACCUGGCAUGUGGAAAAAAAUUGGUGCUUUUGUCUGACGUGUCCCCAUUCUUCUUAAAUCUGGUCCUAAGCCACCUGACUAUAGACUGCAGUCUUCAUACUGCAGACCAUUUUCCUAGAAGACUAGCAUGAAGCAUAAAUUAUACCCCUUAAUCACAACUUAUGACCCACUUGAAGUGUGUCUGUGUCAGAGUCUGUAGCUGCAGAGACCAGGUCUAAUGCGACUGUUUUCUCUUUGCCUGGCAUUUUGUUGCAUUUGGGACAUUUCUGGGCAUCAGCUUGUGGGCUUUACUCUGUUAAAUCGUAGUGACUGUGUCGUUGAGCUGCAUGGGGAGGAGGGGCCAACUUUGAAUGUUAUUUUUACAAACCAAAACUUGUAAAUCCUGCUCAUUGUGCCUUUAGUUUUGUCAAUGUGAUGUCAUAAAAAAAAGCAUUUCAGCAGAAACCAAAAAGGAGAAUAAAUUCAGAUUUAGAUUUUCCAAUAACAUACAGGUGCAUCUCAAUAAAUUAGAAUAUCAUAGAAAGUUUAUUUAUGUCAGUAAUUAAAUUCAGAAAGUGGAAAUAACACAUUAAAUAGAUCCAUUACACACAGAAUGAAACAUUUCAUGUCUUAAUUUAUUUAAUUUCUUCUAAUUAUAAUAAUUAUGGCUUACAUUUAAUGAAGACCUAAAAUUCAUUGUCUGAAUUUUUUUUAUUAUUAUUACAAAAUACCAAUUAUGUUUCAUAUAAGUAUAUUUAAAUCUGGAAAUGUUGGCCUCUGGAAAUUGACUUUUCCAUGAUAUUCUAAUUUAUUGAGAUGCACCUGUAGAUUUCUCAUAGAUUUAAUGCUUUUCCAUUCAUUCAACUUUGUAGUCAUCACACUUGCAUACAGCAAAACACAGUCUUAUCAUUGGCUGGGUUGGCUGUUUUUUACAGCGUCACAUUUAAGUAAAACAAAUUAUUUCGAAAUUUCUAAACACAACACAACAAUAAAGACAGUCCUUACUCACAGCUGCCAGAGGGCAUCAAUUGUGUAGAUUAUCUACUUCAAGCUUAAUUUAAUAAUGUAGUGAAUGACUAGAAAGCUUAUUAUAAUCCUGUGAAACGGUCAGAAACACUGUAUGCAGUUUGUAUUUACUAGACCAGGGGUCAGCAACCUUUUCCAUGAAAAGAGACAUUUUUGGCCAAAAAACAGAAGAAAAAAAUCCCUCUGUAAACUAUAAUACUUUGGUUUUUUAAGUAAAACACAAUCCACGCUAGCUACCACAGUAGCCGCUAGCUACCAUACUAGCCGCUAGCUGCUAUAUGUUUAGCAUUGAGGUGAUACUUGAGGCUGGAUGUGCUGCGGUGAUAUGUGAAUUCCUUGUUGCUUAGCAACACAACCAUGCUCUUAUGGACGCUUCCAUCCGUUGGUUUUUAGUAACUAAAUGUCCCAUCAUCCACGGGGCCAACCAAAGGUCUCAUCAGCUUCUUCCUUCAUGUUCACUGUGGUUUGUUGUUGUCUCAACUCAUGAACGCUAGUUGGUGCUCCAGUAUAAUCUGUCCGCCUGAAACUCAUCCAGUGAGAAACGUUCCGCGGUGCAAAAAUAAGUGCGAUAAAAAUGCGUCAAUUUUUUAACGCGUUAAUUUUUGGGUAAUUAAUUAAUCUUAAUUAACGCGUUAAAGUCCCGGCCCUACUUAUAAUGAAAGUAAUUAGCAAAUUUCUCGCUGCAAAUCAAGCAAAUCACUCAGCGUGAAGCACUUGCAGUUAAUGUAAAUGAAUCUGUCUUUUCUGUUGAAGCUAUUUUGGCCAAAAAUUUAGAGGAUAGGGCAAAGAGCCAGAUGGUUAUAUAGGCUAUGAUGCACAUUUAAGUCGACUAAAAUAUAUAUUUUUUCCUGUCUAUAGGGUUCAUAUUUUUUACAAUUGGAGAAUGUAAGAAUCACUACAAAAAUUUGGAUAAUUUAGACAAAUUCCAUAUUUUUUUGCCUCAGGUUGCCGACCCCUGCACUAGACCACAACAUGCAAAACCAAAAACUGCAAUGAGAUUCAUUUUGUGUCAUGCACACCAAUUUUUUUUUUCUUUUCUGAUCUCAAGAUUUUUUUUUUUUUUGUAAAAGUUGCCACUUGCUGAUCUGGACAAUCUAGAUUACCAAACUGCCUGCAACAUGAAGUUGCAUUUUGUGUCUUUUAAUUAUUUUACUGAUGUGAAUUUUAAUGAUCAGGGUGUCAUUCUGAGAAAGGAUAAAACUGUGAUUUCAGUUGAAAUCUACAACAAACCUUUUUUCACUGUUGUUUACAUAAUAAUUUACUGACAUGAAGAUCUUUUUUUUUUUUAAAAACAUUGUUUUAUUACUGUUCUGCUUUGUGUUAAUACUCUGUUUUCAUUUAUUAUUAGAUAUACCUUUAAUCAGUACCACUUAACUCUUGUCACAGUGUUUUCAAAGUGCAGCCAGGGGUCAGUGUUUUCUUUGUAACUGUGUUUUCUAUCAAAUAAACAGAGAGUGGUGGUUAAAGUGUCAUAGGAGUGCAAGGACCAGCAAAAAGCACGUUAUUCAUAAAGUCCAACACAUAUUUCGUCAUUGUGUUAUUUUGUUAUGUGAGCUUCCUCUGAGUCACAGCUGAUUAGAUUUCUGUUGGCUGAUUUUGAUCAUCACGAUUGUUUCUACAUGGAAAAUGAUCUGUGAAUAAAACUUUUACUAAACCAUCAUCAGGUCAAAUUAUCUUAUAUCUCAGAUCUUAUACAGUAAUUAAAUACCUAUACAGUAAAUCAUGGGUCUCA
Centropristis striata (black sea bass) is the source of this 8384-nucleotide messenger RNA. RefSeq names its product ATPase phospholipid transporting 8B5b (gene atp8b5b). Gene Ontology annotation, cellular component: plasma membrane. Bases 509 to 4105 code for a protein of 1198 amino acids. The record is from RefSeq and is a predicted model, not a curated record. The transcript is spliced from 28 exons. Gene Ontology annotation, molecular function: ATP hydrolysis activity; ATPase-coupled intramembrane lipid carrier activity; ATP binding. Gene Ontology annotation, biological process: phospholipid translocation; Golgi organization. NCBI's taxonomy places the organism in Eukaryota, Metazoa, Chordata, Actinopteri, Perciformes, Serranidae.